Fraxinus pennsylvanica is the source of this 576-nucleotide messenger RNA. The record is from the annotation of a GenBank genome assembly. Lineage: Eukaryota; Viridiplantae; Streptophyta; Magnoliopsida; Lamiales; Oleaceae.
AUGGGGGAUGAACUGAGGAAAUGCAAGAGUGAGAAAGUGAUGGAAGGAGGAGCGGAGAAAAAAGCCAUGGCGGAGGUCACCAAGGAAAGCUCCGGCAAGAAAAGAAAGCUUCAAUCUGAUUCCAGUCAGUUUGAAAACCAUGAAGUGAAUUUGGUGUCACCGGCGAUUUUUGAGACCUCCUACUGCUCCAAGGAUCAGAAGUCAAGCGGCUUCGUGAAAGAGAAUCUGAGUUCUUCAGAUCUGAAGACUGAAGGAUAUGAAACUGAAAUUUCUGUGCCCAUCAACAAUGUUUCCAGCGGAGAAACGUCGCCAACAAGAGAGAUCUACGGAGACUCGGAAAAAUCAUUAUUGGUGUUUUUGCCUCAGUCAAAGAAGAAGGAGCCAUCCUCUCCAACGAAUUCUCGCCAGAUAAUUUCAUCGGCGGAUGGUAAAAUGCCAUCGGCGAAGGAGCUGGAAGAGUUCUUUGCAGCAGAAGAAAAGUACCAGCAACAGCGUUUCGCCAAAAAGUACAACUAUGAUAUAGUAAAUGAUGUUCCAUUGGAAGGCAGGUACGAGUGGGUUCGUUUAAAGCCAUGA